GUUUGUUUAUUGUUGGUUUUUUGAUGCCAGAGCUCCAUAACCCAUGUUACCAUGUCAACAAAUGAUCAGGAACCAACCUGCUAAACAUUUUACAUUUACUCCGUCUCUGUCCCCCUGAGACUGAGACCUCUGUAAAGAGGUGUUCCUCCUCUCGGAGAACUUCCUCAAGUUCACUGCUCAUUACUGCACCUGUCAGGUAUCCAUCUCUCUUUUGUCUCAGUCUUCUGUUCACCUGGAUUACAGCAGAGACAAAAAAAAAUCCUCUUUUAUCACCCCCUCAAUAAAUUACGGCUUUCAACACCUGAAGCAAGUAUUCGAAACUGCAACCUGAGGCGGGCACUCACGUUAAACUAUCAAUUUGCGUGGGUUUGGAGGCUUCCAAAGAGGAAACCACAUUUAAAGCGCUGCAGGGUAAAUCACAUGCCCCCUCCACCAAAACCAGCACCAGCACCACCAUUCUGAAGACGCUGCCUGGGCAUGCAGAGAAUCGGGGCCCAUAAAGGAAAUGAUGCAGAUUGAAAUCCUCUUCUCAUUGAUUGGCUGUAAACGUGUCUUCAGUGGUUGGAUUUUCAGUAUUUAAAGCUUUGCAGCAGCACAGUAGUCGAACAAGUAGCAGAACGAGUUUUGCUGAGAAGAUCAGACAACACAGAGACAGACAAGCAUGCAGAAGGGUGAGUUUCUUCUCCACUUAAAUCUGUACUUACACAGAUUUUUGCACUUUUACUUACAGUUACUGCAGUUGUAGAAAGUCCUUAAUCAAAGUAUGUGUAAUGUUAUCACAUCACUGCAGAUUCAAGUCAAAAUAGCAAAAGAAAAUUUAAUAGAUUUCUAGAUAAGAAUCUUGGCUAAAGAAAUUUGAAUUUUGCGUCAAAUAUCAGCCAAAAUCUAACCUCUCUAAUCUAACUUCAUAUUUUCUGUUAUUUUCCAGUCAUCCUCUCAGUAGCAGCUGUUGUGCUUUUCCUGACCUCAUCUGAACAAUCUGCGAUGCUGACCGUGGUCCCUCAGACCACAGAAGCUCCAGCUCUGUCAAACUUAUCUCUGACUACACAACUAAGCAACAGUGAGUGUCGUCAAUAGAGUCUGAGCUAGUUUCUUGUUCUCAACAGGGGUUGUGCAUAAAGAAGAGUCUAUAACAGUCAUCAGGGUCUUAUUGCUGCAUUGUAGUAAAAAACAUAUGAGCAACUUUGGAUGAAAGUUCUGCCAUCACUCACUUUUGAACAUGAUCAAUCACUUUUCCCUUAAUUUUUUCAGUCUGUGACACAAGCAGGCCACCGUACUUUCUUUAACAUGAGGCCACUCUGUCCUUUCGUGCAGGCACCAUGGAGGGACCUCGGGUUCUGCGCUUACAUAGAUCAUGUGGAGAUGAACACGCGAACUUCUGUGAGAACGGUGGAGAGUGCAUGUUCCCCCAAGACAGCGACAAACCUUUCUGCAUGUAAGAACUCUCAGUAAUUACACACACACACACAGACACAGGCAGUAUGCUUCAACUCAGUCUGAAUGUAUUUUAGCCCUGAUUAGUAAAAUGUCCCUCAUAUCUUCAUGCACAUGUUAGUUCGUGUUCCCUCUGGAAUGCACUCACAUUUCCCUCUGUUUACUCUGCAGCUGCCCGUCCACACACAGCGGGACCCGCUGCCUCUUCUUCUCAGAUAACAGUCGCAGUCUGCCCGAGCUGGAACAACUGAUUGGCAUCAGUUUUGGGGUUCUUAUGCUCCUCAUUGUCCUGGGUAUCAUCUUCUACUUUUGCGCCUAUAAGAGGUAAGGAUUUACAGGAUUUCCUCUCGUAAUACUCUGCUUGAAUGAAUAUUGAUGUUUGGAAACCAUUAUAAGUCUGAUCUCACAUAUUUAAGAUAUUUAAUCCAGAAACAAAAACUUUAUCUAGUAUAUUUGUGUCUGUGUCCUACAGAGCUAUUGUUUGAGUCAGUCAAAUAACUCAAAUUUGGUCUUUAAUGGUCACAGAUGUUAAGAGAAUUAAUUCUAACUCCGAUGAUUUUGUUUUCCAGGUGUAUAAAAUCAGCACCCCUCAUUAAAUCUGCACCCUCCGAGACGUCAGUGUGACCCUACGACUCCUCUUUAUCCGUGUCUGCUUCAUUGCUUGCAGUAUCAUCACUCUCUUCAGGAAACAAGAGUCAAAACAUUUCAUCCUGCUGUUUAACGUAAACAAGCCGCCACAUUUACCAGAGUCUGAGGAAAGAUUGCCAUGUGUCUACGCUGAAAGAGCCUUUUAUGUCAAAUGCAAAUCCAUUCAUCAUCCUUUCAGAACAAAUUGAGCUAUUUAUUGUGGUAUUGUAUUUUAACUUAUUCUGUG
Xyrichtys novacula (pearly razorfish) is the source of this 2308-nucleotide messenger RNA. Lineage: Eukaryota; Metazoa; Chordata; Actinopteri; Labriformes; Labridae. The record is from the annotation of a GenBank genome assembly.